Perkinsus marinus ATCC 50983 is the source of this 642-nucleotide messenger RNA. RefSeq lists its product as hypothetical. The record is from RefSeq and is a predicted model, not a curated record. The transcript has 9 exons. NCBI's taxonomy places the organism in Eukaryota, Perkinsozoa, Perkinsida, Perkinsidae. Bases 1 to 642 code for a protein of 213 amino acids.
AUGGCUCAACAACAUGUACUAAAGGAGAAUACACCCUUCACUAUGACAGUGCCGUGGAUUUUACACAAGGCGGAGUCUCCGAAAGAUGUGCGGAAACAGCGAGUGGGUAUACCGAAGGAGGUUAGAAGUGCGAGGAGGCGAGAAAUUAUGACGGAUUUUGCAUCGUAUGUGAAAUUGUUGAGAGAAAAAUCGCGGAAAUAUCGAAUUGAGAAAAAGAUGAAAAAUGCGGAGGAAUUGUAUGAGGAAAGGAUGUUUCAUUCGGAGGAGCUGAGAAAUCUUCACUGUGCGGAAGAUUCUCAUCGAGAGCGAAUACGGUGGCGUUUGAAUGAUGUUGACUGGCUGUUGGUUUGGUUGGAGGUAUUGAUGGUAUGUAUUGAGGAAUUUGUUCGAGUGAUGGUUACGACGAUUGAGGAGCCUUAUCCGAAUAGACUGGCGCUGAAUGGUAUUGUUAAAGGACAGACGACAUUUGAUUUGAGAAAUGGCGAUCGUGCAGUUGCUGAUCUUCCGUAUUGUUGUUUCUGUUGGGAACAAUUCUCCGAUUUGGUAGAAGCGGAGAAACACUGCGAUACGUCGGAAACCCAUAAAAGGACGAAAGAUGAUUACUACAAGAAUAACAAUAAGAAAGAGAGCAAGCAUGAGUAA